AAUCAUGGAGUCAAAUAAUUGAAGAGUUGAUAGUGAAUGAGUCAAAAGAAUUUACAAGAACCUACAGAAGUGAAACAACAAGAGAACUUCCAACAAAUGUAAACACCAGGCCAAUACCAACCAAUAUAUAUAUAUACAUUGAUGAUAGUAAUGCAGAAAUAGAAACAUCUGGACAGAAAAACAAUAUGGAAAAAGAGUAA
Molecule: messenger RNA, 200 nt
Organism: Acaulospora morrowiae
Lineage: Eukaryota; Fungi; Glomeromycota; Glomeromycetes; Diversisporales; Acaulosporaceae
Source: the annotation of a GenBank genome assembly